Messenger RNA from Dendronephthya gigantea, 1373 nucleotides. RefSeq lists its product as uncharacterized. The record is from RefSeq and is a predicted model, not a curated record. Bases 218 to 1174 code for a protein of 318 amino acids. The transcript is spliced from 5 exons. Lineage: Eukaryota; Metazoa; Cnidaria; Anthozoa; Malacalcyonacea; Nephtheidae.
AUAAUUCAAAUUUUCAUUGAGAAUUUCUGCGCAGCAAUUCUGUUAUGCUUCAUGGUCUAAUAAAGUCUAGUGUGGCAUUAACAUUUUUAGCAGGCUGGUUGGUUUGGCAAAAAAACGAUAGCAGCAGGUCAAUUAUUUAUUUAUACACGAGACUUACUGAGCUAUAAUAUAUAAAAAACUCGUGUCGUGUUUGGUGAAUUUAUAUUGGACAUUGAUAAUGAUAGCAAAUAAAGUUUAUCUUGCUUUUGUGGUCUUCGGUAUCCAUUAUUUUAUCGUACAAGCAGUUCCAAAGGGAAGACAUGGGUUGCUUCACAAGAAAACGCAGGUUUUGGGUGGAAAAGCUACUAAAAGAUUUAAUAACUUUCAUGCAACGCAAAACAUUGACGAUUUAGUGCGAAAUCCGUCAGCCCUGAAUCGUGAUGAACUGAAUGAAAUCAACAAAUUGGACAAUAUGAACGACAUGUUCAUGAAUCCGGAAGUCAGCUCUGAAACUCAGGACCUCGCACGUCAAGGUCUGGACCCUAGUGUUGCGAUGCAGAUUUCGAAGAUCGAUCACAAUUUAGGCGACAUUUUGGGCCCCAAACGGGCGAAUCAAGCGGCAGCAAAUAUUCCAGGAAAGCAAAAGGGCGAAAUAUUAGCCGGGUAUGGUGAACAAUACAAUCUUGAUGGAAGCGUGAGUAUGACCAACAAUGAAUGGCCAGAAUAUCAAUUGAAAGACAGCCCACCUGUCAUAAACACGCCCCGUGAAGGACUCAACAGCAUGUUGCCAGGCAACGGUAACGUCAACGGACUCCAGCCAAUGGGAGGCGGCGAUUCCCCACAAGUCUCUCCUCAGGCUGCGCUCAAUCCGAAUCUCUUACCCGGUCAGAAAAGUGACUUAGGGAUGGGAAUGGGAGUUGGAAUGGAUAAGCAACCUCUGGCUCCAAUGAUGCAGAAGUUUGUGUCCGACGUUGCGAAUGGAAAAUCGUUGAACAAGCAUCUUCUCAACGCGCCGUUUGAAAAACCAGGUAUUAGAAAUGCUGGUUUUCGCAUCCCAGGGGAGUUCUCGUUUAAGGGUGAAAGAAAAUCUGACCAGGGUUCACAGGAAGAAGAAAAUCAGUUUGUUAAGAACUUUAUGAGCUCAAAGAAAAGCCAUACAGCACGGAGGAAAACUGCAAAGAAAACAAGACAGUAAAAAUAUCUUUGUAAGACUGCGAACAAGAAGAAGAGUCCCGUUGCUUGAAAUUGAGGAUAGAUACGGUAAUAUAAAAAGACAAAGAGGAUAGUGAUUACUUCGGCUUUGUGAAAGUGCUUUUAAAGCAGCAUAAAUCAUGGAUAUGGACCACACAGGAUGUAUACAGAACAACAUUAUAUGUAAAUUCUAAUAAAACUUC